Rhizophagus irregularis DAOM 181602=DAOM 197198 is the source of this 2128-nucleotide messenger RNA. RefSeq lists its product as uncharacterized. The record is from RefSeq and is a predicted model, not a curated record. Gene Ontology annotation, cellular component: clathrin-coated vesicle; clathrin-coated pit. Gene Ontology annotation, molecular function: 1-phosphatidylinositol binding; phosphatidylinositol-4,5-bisphosphate binding; clathrin heavy chain binding. Gene Ontology annotation, biological process: clathrin coat assembly; clathrin-dependent endocytosis; vesicle budding from membrane. NCBI's taxonomy places the organism in Eukaryota, Fungi, Glomeromycota, Glomeromycetes, Glomerales, Glomeraceae.
UGAUUAUCACUUUGAUUUAUCCGCAGCUCACAAUAUUACGACUAUUACGGAAAAAUUCAAAUAUGUUUUUGCAUGCAUGACGCAUAUAUUACCGAAAUCGUUCCGUAAUUUUAACUGAAUUUAUUUCUCCUCCAAUUUUUUUAAUUUUUUUUUAAUUUUUUUUUUACUUUUGUCUUUCCUUAAAAUUUUUGUAUAAAAACUAGAUUUUCAAGAUGGCUUCUCUCAAUAUGGACAAAGCAGUUCGGGGGGCCACAAAGCCUAAACGGGCGGCUCCCAAAAAGAAAUACCUCGAUGUGUUGAUUCCAGCCACUUCUAGGGACGACACUUUAGGGACGAUGUUUAUGUCUCUCGAUUGUAGGCUAAAGGAGUCUUCAUGGACGGUUGUUUUCAAAAGUCUCCUGGUCGUUCACACUUUAAUAAGGAGUGGUAAAAGCGAUAGAGUUUUAAACCAUUUGGUAAGGUAUCCUGGCUUGUUAAAUGUUUCAGGCUUUAAAGAUAAAUCAAGUGUUCAUGGUGCGGAGCAAAUUAAAAAUAUACAUUCAUAUGCUAUUUAUCUUGAAGAGAAAGUAGCCGUAUAUCGCGAAUUGAAAGUCGACUUUGCAAAGGCUACAAAUGGAGAAAGUGGUGGACGAUUGAAAAAACUUACUGUCGCUAAAGGACUUUUAAGAGAAGUUAAUAUACUACAGCGUCAAUUGGAUACACUGUUGAAUUGCAAGUUUUAUUUGGACGAGAUUAAUAAUGAAAUUACAUUAAGUGCUUUCAGUCUUUUGGUUAAAGAUUUAUUAGCUGUGUUUAAAUCUUUAAAUGAAGGCGUCAUUAGUGUUCUAGAUCAAUAUAUCGAAAUGUCAAAAAUUGAUGCUAAAGAUGCUCUUCAAAUUUAUAAGAAAUUUGUUAAGCAGACUGAAAAAGUUGUAGAAUAUUUAGGAGCAGCAAAGAAAAUGCAAAAUCGUUUAAGCAUUGUUAUUCCCAAUUUAAAACACGCACCUACUUCCUUAACAGUAUCUCUAGAAGAUUAUGUCAACGAUCCAGAUUUUGAAACUAACAGGCAACAAUAUAAGCUUGCGAAAGAAGAACGAACCAAAGCACAAAAAGCACAAAAAACACCACCAGUUUCGAAAAAAUCGUUAGAAAAGAAGCCUUCUAGUCAACCGAAAAAUGAUUCAAUUGCAAGGUCUAACACUUCUUUACCUACUUCAAGUGAUAAGGAAGUUCCAACCAAAGAAAAUGAUUUUAUUGAUUUUUUUGCAAGCAUAGAACAAGAGCAAACUGUGAUAUUUAGCAAUCAGCAUUAUCAGAAUGCGGAUACAAAUAUUUUACGAACGGAUUCGUUGCGUUACAGUACUGCUACUAACCCUUUCUUAUCCAUGCAAAAUCAAGGAAUUCAAAGUCCAAUAAGUCCAACAAGUCCAAUAAGUCCAAUGCAACAAAAUUUAAAUCAACCUACAUCUAUAAUACAGGAUACCAAUCCAUUUCGCUCGUCAGUAUAUGUACAAGAUCCAGCUCCUGUAUCACAAGCUGUUGUACCUUACCAGAAUCCAUUUCUACAGUCAUUACCUUCUGCUACAAACACUUCAAAUCCAUUUGACUCAUUAUCUGGAACAAACUUCCAAUCUCAAUUAUCUCAAAAGACCAUACAAUCCUCCAUUUCUCCUACAACUUCAACAACUUUAGAUAGUAAUCCUUUUAGAAGGUUAACUAUGUCUCCAGAGUUUGCAUCACAACAGAAUCAUUUAGCAGGUUUUUCGCAAUCAAUGCAUUCUCAAGAUUCAUCCACUUCAAGUUUCCAAUCGACGAGUUCAACAUUUUCUCAAAACGUAUAUUUAGGAUAUUAAAUAAUUCGGGGUUAUUUAUACCACAUCUGUCGAAGUUUGUAUUUUGUUACUUAUUUUGUGCAAGACUUUGGGUGUAAAAUUUAAAAAUCAAAAUAUUUUAUUGUUGUAAUAUAAUAGAUGAAACAUUUGCGAGAGUUUUAGAAUAUCUUUAACGAAGCCAAUUAAUAUUUUUCUUCAUUAGUUAUAAUUAGACAAUCUAAAAGCGUAUUUUACAAAAACUAACAAUUAUUUUUAUAUAUUUGUUUAUUUGUGUUAAGAUUGAUCUAUUUUAUUAAUUUCAUUUUUUUUUAAAACAA